Hydra vulgaris (swiftwater hydra) is the source of this 2088-nucleotide messenger RNA. RefSeq names its product stromal membrane-associated protein 2. The record is from RefSeq and is a predicted model, not a curated record. Lineage: Eukaryota; Metazoa; Cnidaria; Hydrozoa; Anthoathecata; Hydridae. Gene Ontology annotation, molecular function: metal ion binding; GTPase activator activity. Gene Ontology annotation, cellular component: cytoplasm.
AUAGUUUUUAAAGAGAAGGACUGGAUAUAGCCCUAUGCUUAUUUUUUUUUUUUUCACCAAUAUAUUUUUUAAUUCCAUCAGAAUCUUGUUAUUCACUAGAAAAUUAAAACAGUGUAAAAAAAUCAAGAGUUUCUCUUGAUAUGUCGACAAAAGUUGACAAAGCUUCGAAACAACAAAAAGAAAAACAUCACGCAAUAUUAAGAGAACUUGUGAAAGAAACCUCAAAUAAAACUUGUGCUGAUUGUCUUAGUAAAGGACCAAGAUGGGCUUCUUGGAGUUUAGGUGUUUUUGUUUGCAUUCGUUGUGCAGGUAUUCAUAGAAAUCUUGGUGUUCAUUUGUCAAAAGUCAAAUCAGUCGACUUGGACUCAUGGAACUCAGACCAAGUUGAGAACAUGUUAAAAUGGGGAAACAAAAGAGCCGGAGAGUAUUAUGAAUGCUAUUUACCCACAGAAUUUUGCCGACCAAAUGAAAAUCAUGCUGUAGAGACUUUUAUUCGAAAUAAGUAUGAGAAAAAACUAUAUAUAAUGAAAGAUGGUGAACCUGCACCAAAUGAUUCUUCAAAAAUCAGUCUAGUAAAGGAAGGCGAAAAUAAUGAAAAAGAAAAGACUCAACCAUCGACUCGUCAGCGAAAAGAGCGAUCAGAUGAACAAAAAGCUCCAAAUAAUAAUACCAUAUUAGAUAUUGCAACAAAGAAUACUGAGUCAUCUUCUAAGGUUGUUUCUCAUCCACCAAUCAAAAGUUCUUCUACCAAUGACUUACUUUCAUUAUUUACCCCGUCUCAAAAUGACGCAAAAGUAGAUCUAGUUAGAACUUCUGCCAGCAGCAAUAAUUUAUUAAGCUUUGACGGUUCUCAUUCAUCCUUUGAACAUUCUUCUACAGAACUGUCCCAACCUGUUGCUCAUGAUCUAUUUCAAAUGUCAACUAGUACGCCUAGUGUACCUCAAGAACCCCAGAAGUCAGCUAAAGAUUCCAUUCUUUCACUUUAUGCCACUGGCAACACAUCCCAACAAAAGGUAUAUGGCAUUCCAGGAGGCGUUUAUUUACCCCAACAACAGUCACAACAAAUGGUAAACCAAGGUCUUUAUGGUUAUCCACAAGUACAAAAUCAGGUAAACCAAAUGAGCUACCAAAUGCAGCAAAUGUCAGUUUUAUCAAAUAACUCUCAAGUUAGACUUCCACAACAACAACAGAAUUUGAUGUAUAAACAACAGUUUAAUGUUCCAAACCAACAAGUGAAUAGUUUUAUGUCUAACCAGGGAUUUCCUUAUAAUACUGGUUAUAUCAGCAAUCCGCAAAAUAACCAAAUGGCUAAUUACCAAAAUGUAAACCAAAGUUUAUAUUCACAACCUGCUUUUAGCGGCCAGCCAUCGUUUACUGGUAAUCCUGGGGUUAUGUCAAAUCCUAAUAUGUUUACAAACAACCAGAACAGUAUCAUUCCUGAUAUGAACGUAGGACUAAUGGGUGGUAUAAAUCAGCAAAAUAUGUUUAUAAAAAACACCGAAAUGAGUAUGACCAAUUCAUCAAACAUAGGAAAUGGUGGUUGGUUUAGUCAGCAAAGUAACGUAAACAGUAAUAACAAAGGACACACAAUGAAUAAUCAGUUAUGGAGUUGAAUUUGCAGACGUUGUGAUAAACAUAUUGAUGUUUUUAUGGUGUUUUUUUUUUUUUAAUUAUUUUUAAUCUCUCGCGAUUACUUUACAUUGUUUACACCACUUGCUUUGAAUUAGUUUUGUUGUCUUGAAUUCUCUUCUAAAAUUAUUUGCAAACCUCUGGUUUCUGAUAACCUUCUUUUCUAUGGUCUAAAACAAUUAUUUUGUAUCAUUCUGUGUUUUCAUCUAUUUUUAUUUUAUUUUUAUCAGAGUUUUAUAAGUAUCUUUGUGAAUUUUGUUUUAUCAACAAAUUCAUUCGACUAAAAAUUAUGAAUGUUUUUAUCUAUUACGAUGACAAUUUUUCUCCUCUCGCUUUAUUUAAUUGUAUUAUUUUAGUUGUUAUCGCAAUUUUUUACGGGUUUAUCCGUCGAAAUAAAUUUAGUAUUUAUAAUCAAAAAAAAAUUGUAACUUUCAUUGAUUUUAGACUUAGAGUAGCAAA